AUGGCAACAAUACAGAAGAAAACAGUCCUGAUUACCGGCUGCAGCACCGGCGGCAUCGGCUGGGCAAUGACCAAGGUCUUUCUCGAGCGGGGCUUCCACGUGUUCGCUACAGCCCGCGAUCCGUCCAAGGCUGCCGACCUCUCGGCGCUAAGCAACGUGGACAUCCUCGAGCUAGAUGUCACCGUUCCGCAGACCAUCUCGCAGUGCAAGGACACGGUCACCAAGCGCACGGGCGGGAAGCUCGAUGUGCUAGUCAACAACGCCGGAGUCGAGCUCCAAACCCCGCUGCUGGAUGUCGACAUCACCGAGGCCAAGAAGCUAUACGACGUCAACGUCUGGGGCCCUCUCGCCUUGGUCCAGGCGUUUGCCCCCUUGCUGAUUGAGGCUAAGGGACUUGUCGUCAACCAAAGCUCCAUUGACGCUGUCCUGUCUAUGGCGUGGGCGGGCGUCUUCGCCAGCUCCAAAGCAGCCCAGGCGCGCCUCUCGGAAACCUUGCGGCUCGAGAUGGAACCGCUGGGCGUGCGCGUUGUGACAGUCAUGUGCGGGUCUGUCGACACGCCCAUGUUCGGCAAGCCUGGUGGUCAGAUGAAGCUGCCCGAGACGUCGUACUAUUACAACGUUUCAGACGCGGCAUACAAGGAGCGAAUGGACCACCAAGGCAAAGCUAUGAAAGUCGACGUGCUUGCCGCUAAGCUGGUCAAGGACAUUCUCGGCGGCGCCAGGGGCCCGAUCUGGCGUGGGGCGCUUGCUUCACUUGUGCAAUUCAUUACCUGGGCCUUCCCUGGGUGGUAUGUCGACAAGUUAGUCAACGGCGAACGGGGCUUGGAGCAUGUCAAACGUUUAUAG
Mytilinidion resinicola is the source of this 846-nucleotide messenger RNA. Its product is annotated as NAD(P)-binding protein. Gene Ontology annotation, biological process: triglyceride catabolic process; phosphatidic acid biosynthetic process. The transcript has 2 exons. Gene Ontology annotation, cellular component: lipid droplet; endoplasmic reticulum. Gene Ontology annotation, molecular function: acylglycerone-phosphate reductase (NADP+) activity; triacylglycerol lipase activity. The record is from RefSeq and is a predicted model, not a curated record. NCBI's taxonomy places the organism in Eukaryota, Fungi, Ascomycota, Dothideomycetes, Mytilinidiales, Mytilinidiaceae. Bases 1 to 846 code for a protein of 281 amino acids.